Fulvia fulva is the source of this 888-nucleotide messenger RNA. RefSeq lists its product as uncharacterized. The transcript has 5 exons. Bases 1 to 888 code for a protein of 295 amino acids. The record is from RefSeq and is a predicted model, not a curated record. Lineage: Eukaryota; Fungi; Ascomycota; Dothideomycetes; Mycosphaerellales; Mycosphaerellaceae.
AUGGACCUCCUUCGUAGGAACCCGGAUAUUCACUACGCCGAUCCUCAGAAGGAGCUCAAUGUUGGCAUCUGGACGCUGUAUGCGGGUGCGACAGGAUUCCUCGCCGCGCGCGUUGGGUCUAAGGUCACCCGCCGGCAUGGACUGUGGUGGGAUGACUACAUUUUGCUCUUCGCUUGGUGCAUCCUCACGAUAACGGACACUAUCAUAGCGAUCGAGUAUGCGACUGGCUAUGUCAGCCCUGAAUGGGAUGAUCGAAUGCAUAUAUUGAUCAACAUCACUUCGUGCGGCAAUCUCCUGGGUCAAUCCUUGACAAAGUCCGCAUUUGCAGUCACAUUGCUGAAGUUGACGAGAGGUUUCUCCCACUGGAAGAUCUGUCACGGUGUGUUGUGGUUCUGCAUAUGUGUCGUGGAGUGGGGAAGAAUCUGCGAUUCUCCCAGCUACCAAGUGUGGUAUCGGCUAGACUUUUGCUUGAGCAAGCAUUCUCGAAACAGGUUCAAGGAGGGCGGCAACUAUUACAAUGUCGUUAUGGACUUCGUGUUUGCCGCAUUUCCCUGGGUUGUCACCUACGGCUUGGACAUGAAGAGGAAAGAGAAGAUAGCGCUUUGUCUAACCAUGAGUCUGGGUAUGGUCGUCGCCAUCGAAUCAGCUAUCCGAACAGAAUGGAAGUUCGAUGGAAACAAGAAGGAUGAAUGGUACUUCUGGCGCAACGCUAUGAGCAACAUAUGGUACAGCUCAGAGGUUACUGGCACCGUUAUCGUCCAAUGCGUGCCGGUGCUGCGACCCCUGGUUCAAGACCUUCAUACGUCGUUACGGUCGAAAAGUUUGGGUUCCACGAUUGAUGAGGUGGCAUUAGACAAUUUCGAGCCACAUUGGUACCAUGCGAAAUAG